AUGCGUCCAACCUCAACCUCAAUACUUGACCUCUCGCCGGAGAUUCUGGUUCAGAUAUUGGAAUAUCUGUGCCCACACUGCUCGGGCGAAGUUGACGGCACGGACACUCGAAGCCUAGGAACUUGGGAUUCACACGUCGUGAAAGACUCACAAUCCACCCUAUAUGGACUCUCGACAUCUUGCAGGGCCAUGAGAAAUAUAGCGGAACCCUUUCUUUACCAUUAUAUCGUCCAUACUGAAAGGGCCGGGCUGCUCGCUCGCACUCUUUUGCAGCGGCCGGCCCUUGCGCGAGCAGUUGAAGAGCUAGCCAUCACUGCCGUAGACUUCACCAGUAAAUAUGACGAAAAGGUUUCUCGGGAGGACCAAGCGAUAUUUGAGGUACAGAUGCAAACAGCUGGCACGAAUGCCCUAGAGAAAGACAUAUUUAAGCGAGAGAACAUGCUGGGAAUGUUGAUGCUAGCACAUACCCCCAAUGUACAAAGGCUCUCUGUGCUCACAGAACCCAACGUUCCUGUGAUGUGUUAUCCGCAUGGAGCCUUAUCUUGCCUCACGAUACUCCGUGCCAACUGCGAUGACACUGAUAGCGGAUUUGACCUAUCAGUUCUGUCGGGCGUUAUGAAGGCCGCUCCGAAUUUGAAGACCUUCGUUGGAUUUAAUCUUACGCGCGUCGAUCUCAAGAGAGGUGAGAUAUUUAGUGAGAGCGUCACGGAAGUGAAUCUCGCGAAAGCCACAACUUGGACUGUAGAUUUCAAGAUGCUCAUUAGAGGGUUUCCAAGCCUCCAAGUCUUUCGUUUCGAGACUGGCAGGAGCCGUGACUUUGCACGGGCGACCCCAGCUGAAAUGGCAAAGUAUCUUUUAGCUCGCAAGGAGACGUUGAAGGAAAUCAACAUCAGCGCAAGUGCUAGCGCUUUCCCCGACAUGUUGCUACUUAGGGAUGAAGUCAUCAAUUACUUGGCUGGUAUGACGUCUCUAGAGACCAUCAUCCUGAACAGUGACUCGAUCUAUAGUGAAUAUGACAGCGCUUCUUACACAGAUGGAUCAUUUCUUAUUGGACUAUUGCCAGAGUCUGUCAGAGUCUUGGGCCUCGUAGAUCCUCCCGAUCACCUUGAGCACGACAUUUUUCGGCUAGCUGCUUCUGCUUCUAAAAGAUUUCCGUUACUUAAGAAGGUCAUGCUCCAACAUGUGGGAAGGUCUAAGCUAAAGGCGUACAAGAAAGCAUUUAAGAAUUCGAGUAUAAAGUGUGUUGUAGCCAAAGGCUUGGACACCAUCGUACGUCCAUAG
Messenger RNA from Clonostachys rhizophaga, 1281 nucleotides. The record is from the annotation of a GenBank genome assembly. Lineage: Eukaryota; Fungi; Ascomycota; Sordariomycetes; Hypocreales; Bionectriaceae.